Molecule: messenger RNA, 276 nt
Organism: Acanthocheilonema viteae
Lineage: Eukaryota; Metazoa; Nematoda; Chromadorea; Rhabditida; Onchocercidae
Source: the annotation of a GenBank genome assembly
AUGUGGGACAAUCGCACUCAGCACAGCCGGUACCGGUGCCGUGGUUCAAACUCAGCACUAUCACCAUAUCGUAUCAGGCUUCUUCCACUGGGGAGUAAUGCCUUCUUGUACUCUCGGAUGAUUGGCGCCGAGGCAGGUUUCUGGUACAGCACCACGACGGAGGGUAGACAAUGGGUAAUCAAAUACCCGCGUGUCACUCCUUCUGUCACCUUACCACCACACUCGGGCACUGGUGGAGAGGCGUUAUACACUGACUGGGUCAAUGAAUGCAUCUAA